AUGUGUGUUACUAAGUGUGAUCCUUUAACUGGCUGCAGGGCUGAAGAAAAAUGUCUUUGCGAUGGCGACUGUGGGUAUAGUUGUGUAAAGAGAGGUAAGCUUACUAUUUGAUAGCUACCAGUAGGAAUGUUGAAGAAAAAAAAAAAGAAGAGAUUAUAACGAGAUUUCACAUUUUUUCAGGCUUCAUUUCUGCAAUUGCUAAAAUUGCAGCUCAAUUUUUAAAAUUUUGCCUCUCUAUGAAUCUAAAUCCGCAGAUCAAAAUAAAUUUGUUCACAACAAAUGUGCAUCGCUCCCAACAUCAACGUGGGGCUUCAUUGCUCAGUCGGUGGUACUGCCCAAAUUUUGUCACGGUUCUUUUCUGCAAUUAAUAAAGUUGAUCUCAUUUGCAAGGAUCAUGGUUUUGAUGUAAAAGUAUUAUUGCCGCCAAAAAUUCGUUAAGCGCCUUGUAUUAAUAAUUUGCACUUUUUCCCCGUUGUCAUGUCUUCAUUUAGUCCUCUUGUUCAGCGUGCACAACUGUCAUCAAUAUUCUGUUACUUUUUUUCUUGCAUAAUUUUUGUCAGUUCAAAACGCUCGUACCAGCUCUUUACCGUUGAUUUAUGUCAUUCGCAUCUAUCGUUCUAACCAUUCAAAUGCCUUUGUCGAUUGCUUUCACAUCGUUUUCAAUUCGCCGAUUAGUUCCUGAUCUCGCACAAUGAUCGUAAGUGUCUUUGUUUGCUCUCUGGUUUUGUCAAUUUCUUUAUUUAUAAUCGUAAUAACUUGUAAUUUAUCUGUUUGAGCAGUGUAGUAACGGCUUCAAUUCGAUUUACUUCGCUUCAAUUCGCUUAACUUCACUUCGCUUCGUUUCUUGGUAGUGAACGAAGGGAUGCGUUUCACAUGUAAUUAACGAAUGUUUUGGCCUCUCCAUGUAUGCAGUCUUAAACAAAGCAAAGUUGCGAAUUUUAACAUGAGCGCAUCGAAGUUUUGCACAGAAAACUUUGAUUUGAUUCACCCAAAAUCCUAAGCAGCCAGUGGAGAGAGGCAUCGCUUUGUAUGGAUCCUGGCAAAUUUUUGGUGUCUGCGCAUUUUGGUUAUCUGAUGCUGCUAACUUAUUAAUUAAAGUACUAAAAGAUUUUCCGUGAUAGCCUGAAAUACCAUCCAAGAGGAGUGACAGUAACUUUCGUGGCAUCAUACUCCGGGAAAGUGACACUCGCUGACAUACUCCGACAUCAAUGACUUGUUUAGACUCCUGAUCUUUUUACCUACAUAUCACCCUUUACGUAAAAUUGAAUUGUAUCUACUACUGAUUAUCCUGAGACGAAGUAACUCGGAGAAAAAGUCAACAAGGGCUGGAAUGGGGUAUCCAAAGUACCCUUGUAAGAUCAAAUUUCAGUUGUUAUUAGUAAGCUCAAAAUGUUUGUGUCGCUUCACUAUCUAUCUUUGUUGUUUGCUUUCGAACAGAUUUAUCCUGCGGAAGGCCACCACGGGUGUCCAACGCUCGACCUCAGUACCCAGCCACUAAUUUCAGUUCCGUUGUUACUUACGUUUGUAACGAGGGUCACACAUUGUCCGGAGCAGCCAAGAGAACCUGCCGGGCAAAUGGCAGGUGGGACGGCGUGGGACCUAACUGCUGUGAGUAUCGGCUAGUACGGUGUGUCCUCAUCGAUUUUGCUGCCUUGAAAUUAAUAUUUUUUCCAUUAUUUCUUUUCAGUAAAAAUGUGUUCUUUACCAACAAUUCCAUUUUCUACGUACAUCGCAAAGCCCGUAAAUUACACCCGGAAAUACAGGACUGGUGAGAGAAUAACUUUGGCCUGCAAAAAAGGGUUUAAAAAGAAACCGGGCGGUAAUCCUGUAAGAAUCUGCAUCAGCGGGUUGUGGACUCGAUUUCCGUUUCAGUGCGAAGGUAAGGUCGACUAAAAAUCGUAUCUCCGCAAGGUAAUUUAAUAUUAUGAACUCAGUUGAUUAUAGCAAAUUACCUUCUUAUACUCUCUCACCGACCCAGCACCACAGUUUCUUUAGAAACAACCCCGUUUAUUCUUAUCUCCGCAGUUGAGGAGGCCAUAUAAUAUCAGGUUAACAUGGCCGUGGUACAGACAGAUAAAUUAAUCUUUGAUUCAAACGAAAAAAAAAUUAAAUCUUUGGCUGACAAAUACCAAAAUGGGAAGAAUUACCCGGAAAAGAACUGAAUGCUUGCUUAUGCGUGAGAAAGACUUACAUAGAUUGCAAAUGAACAAGUUCAAAGAUCACCAGCUUCUGUUUUUUUCCCCUUCAUGGAUGGGAGUGGGAUAAUGAGGCAUGAAAUUUUUGUGAGACAGGUAGGAAACCAGCAACCAGAUAUUAAACCAUCGGAAACAACAAUGACAAAGGCGCACAUAACAACGAUAGUAAAACUAGAACUUGAAUCCUUCAUGUGUUUCAUUUUAGAUUGUACUAUUUUUUCCUGUAUGUAUGCUAAAAAAUAGACUAAUAUAUAUAUAUCAUAUAGUAAUAUAUUACAUGUUCCUAUCAAGUAACUGGUCCGUGUGUGUGGACAUGUGUUUAGGUACCCACGCGUGUAAAAGAACCAUCCGAGCCCCCAGAACUAAAUGCACACAAGAGUGUAGUCCUCAAAGUGGGUGUGAUUCAGAUAAAUACAAGUGCCUUUGUGAUGGAAGUUGUGGGUUCAGUUGCGUGGAAAUAGGUAAGUUAUAACUUUGUGAUCAGGUAAAAGAAAAUAGCCUUGUAUUCCUGAUAGCCAGUGAAGCGGCAACUCUCACAUGACUAUGAAGUCGCUAAAGUGACUAUUGAGGUGUGUCAGUCCACGGUUAGACAAGGAGAUCGGUCACGAAAGUUGGUAAUAAAAAGGAAUAUAGAAACUUCGGUGUUGCUCUAUGUUGGGGAGCUCUUUCAGCAUCCACAUUUUUUUAGACUCAUUUAACGGCUGAAUGAAAAUGGGACUUUACCAUUGAUCAGCUAAUUUGGCGUGACGAAAUGGUGUGAAACGUUUUGGACGUUCAGGUACAAAAAAAGGGUGAACAAAGAACAAUGAUCGGUCCAGUUGAGUUUAAGUUGAAUUUCUGAGUUGGAAAAAUGUAUUUGUUAUUUAAAUCUGCGAAUGAAAGAGGCACGUGAAUCUUGAGAAUCUGUUGGAAGUUCGAAGGGACGUAUUAGCAUAAAAAUAUGAAGAGGUAAAUGUUCCAAAACUCCUGUUCAGUUCAUCAGAGGGGAACGUACGUUGGUUGUUUCGACAUGGAAAGGAAUGUAGUGUCUAUCGAAUGUAAGAUUAUUGGUUUUUUUUAUUUUAAGAAUCUUUGAAGUUUUCAUUUGAGUGAUAAUUGGUACUCUUCUGAGCUCUUUCAUUUUAGUUUCAUCUCUUUUCUUUUCUCUGUUAUACGCCAUUCGCCGUGAGAGUUUCUUACACAGGUUAUCUGAAUCAGCCGUUCCACUUUUGUGGCAUUCUGUCUACACAUUCGGUGUCUGUAUGUACGCCGGGUUUGUAUCGCGUAAAUGUUAGCUGAACUAGCGCAUAGAACUGAAUGAUUUGUGGUUUCAUAUUUUUUUUUGGUCCUAAACCAUCAAACAGGAAUGUCUUGCGGAAAUCCACCGUCAAUCAGCAAUGGCAACCUCGUUUACAAUGACACAAGUUACAACUCAACCGCUCAUUACUCCUGCAAUGAAGGAUACAAUUUGAAUACAGCUCCAGUCAAGAGAUGUACUGCUAAGAAACGCUGGGAAGGCCUUACUCCUAGAUGCUGUGAGUACACUUUUGCAGUGCGAAGUUCGUGUAGGCUUAAUUGUUGAUCCAUCCUGUGGGGGGACUGCCCUAUCUAGGCUUUACGGCUACAUGCUGUCAUAUUAUAUCGAAAGUGAUGAUUCAUAGGUAUAGGGUAUGCAAUUUAGCCUCAAUCAAAUCUUUCUUUCUGAGUCUAAGAACUAAAUUGUUGUUGGACGUUGGCUAUUUGCGCUCUAUUUAACUCCCGAUUUAGACCUUUGUUCCUUUAUAUGCAUGUAUUAGAGCCUUCCUGAUCUCGCUUUUGAGAGAAAAUUAUAUUGUCUUGACGAAUGUUAACGAGACCAAUAGGGGUGGGCUAAUUGACACGCAUACAAACGGAUAACAAUAACGCCCAGCCAAAAGGGGUGACAAAAUUCAAGAGAGACGUAAGCAAGUAAGCCUUGAUUUUUAUCUCGAAAAUACAGUCCGAAAAUCGAAACGUCAUCGACCAAACGUCCAUCAUGGCCAUUGCUACUGAACCAGAAAUAUGCUUAUCGGAUUUGGACGCUUCUGUUCCGAAUUUGCAUGCACUCUGCAAUCAGAAUUUGUACGGCGCCAUCCGAUUUGGAACAGAUGGCUUUGAAUGGAUUGAAAGAUUCUCAUUUAGGCUGAUCAGUUGGUAUCUUUCUUGCUAAUUUUUCAGUGCAAGACUGCAAACCCCCAACUAUUCCUAGAAACGCGAACAUUUCAAAUCCGAGCAAAAAAUACCAUUCUGGUUAUAAAGUCACAUUCAAAUGUAAUGAAGGUUACAACCAGGAAGGGAUGGCGACUCAAAUGUGUUUCCUUGGUUCGUGGACCGUGUUGCCUUUCAAAUGUACAGGUGGGUCAUUCUGAGCAGACUGGUAGUUUUUCAUAUUCAGGGCUUAUCACUACAAACCACAAACCGACGUAUGUUUCGGAAUCUAUCACAGGCAAUGUCAACCUCUAAACAAUUAACAAAGUUUCAAUUAAUCUACCACAGCAAAAACAUAAAAUUUGAAAUUUAAAAAAAAGGCCUCCGAGUUUCAGAGAUCGCCCACACAUUUUGUGCGUUGUUAUGGUCAUCUCUCUAAAUAAAAUUUUUUUGUGCAGAUUUAGCAGAUUAGAGAUAAAAUAUGGAGAGCCACUUUUUUAAAUGAUUAUUUUUGGUCUCUGUGAUACUUAAAUAUACAAACUUUGUUAAUCCUUUUAAGUAAAAUGCCAAAAACCAAGACGAAUGUAUCGGCCUUGUAGUUUUGCCCUGGAUAUCUCCUAGUUACGCUACUUCCCCAUGGACUUGUGGAUUUAUUUCCGUGUCUCACGAUUAUUUUGCUCUCAGGGGACAUCUAUCGUAGAAGAACUGUAACUGUAGAAUAUCUCGACCUUACGUUUGUUCCUAGAUCAUACCGGCGGUUAUAAUUCCACCGCGUGUUGAAUUUUUUCACAUUUUAUAAGCAGCAUGACUCAUUCUGUGGCUCUCUUAUGACAGAGGGAGGAUGUGGAGACCCAGGCACACCUGAGAAUGGUCGAAAGCUGGGAGUCACAUAUUCUGUUAAUAGCAAGGUCUACUUUGAUUGUGACUUGGGCUAUGAACUAGAGGGGUCAGCAGACCGCAAGUGUCAACUAAAUGGAACUUGGACAGGAAUUCAACCAGAUUGUAAAGGUAAGGUGUCCAAAUUUGUCUACUGUCGACGCUUUAUGCAAUAAAUACAACGUUGAAGUUCUGUAUAUAGUGCCUAACGUUUUCCCCAUAGCUUUUCUUCUGAUUUUUUCCUAUAUUGGUACUUAAUUUUGCGUUUUCCGCGGUUGCAAAAAAUCGCGAAAUUAAAUACCCUCGCAUAAAAAUCCUUGCGAAAUUAAAUCCCAACAGAAAAUUCAGAUCACACACAGAAAAAAGAAAAAAAUGAUCAACGUGUAAUAACAACAACAUCUACAGGAUAUGUAUCAACAAAUACACAAUUUUUUUACUGAUCUUGCUAGAAACUUCUAGUGUGUAUCUUCCUUUUGUUGUGAAAUGAUGUUAAUUUGCAAAGAUUGCGCCUAUGGAAUAGAGAAUCUUGCUGAAUCGCUCUAUUCAUACAAAUUCCUUGGAACAUCUUUCGUGCGGUCGUCAAAAGUUGAGAACGCUUUAAUUGCAAAUUUCAUAUUUGCCUGUUUUAAUCGCGAAAAUAUAACCCUGCAAUGCACCGUCUCGUCAAAAUCGUGAAAUUUAGUACAAAAAAGGAAGUAUGAAGUGGCUGUGAGGUGUUAAGCUUUGUGACUAUCCUAGAGCACUAGGGUUUGCAUCUGAAUAUUUUUUCUGGGUUUGCGAUACUGGGAGGUAAACACUUUUACGGUAUCCAUUCUUAUGCUAAUAUUCUAUGUUAAUGUUUGACAAUGGCUAAGUUGCGAUAUCUCUCUUAGAAAGAGGCAUUGUGCAUUGAGCUAACAAGUUUGAAACAAUUUUGAAAUAACGAUCCAAGAUUUGCCAUACCUUACUCUCAUUGUCUAUCUGUUCACGUUUAAAGUUGUAAAUUGUGGCUUUCCGCCUCGACCAAAGAAUGGAACAUUUAUUGGUAACGAAACAACUUUCAGAAGUGAGCUCGAAUUCAGAUGUGACGAAGGUUUUGAAUUGCAAGGCAGUGCCAGAAGAAUGUGCACCACGGACAAAAGCUGGACCGGGAAGGAUGUGACAUGUAAUGGUAAGUGUAUUAGAAAUCGUUUAUUUCUAUGGUUUUAUUUUCGCUCUCACUUUUUAACGGUCCAUUUUGAGGCUUAACCUCACUUUUCCAACCACCAUUGAGGCUGGAAGACGUUCCUUCAAAAGGCAACCUUACUUUUUUGGAAUCGACCUCAUUAAGUACGUGGUGCGAUAGACACUUAAUGGAUUGAACAAAUAAUUUCUGUCACUCUUAACCUGAUUAGGAAAAGUGGCAUAAAGAACGUCAGGUCCACAUCGGGUGCGAAUCCACAUCUUUGAGAUAAUGGUUUAUGCUCUAGACACUUAAUUAAAGUUUACUAGUUACAACUGAUACUGCUUUUGUUACUGGCGAUACAAGCUUGAUUUUCCAGUGUCUGAGCUAUAAAAUAGGAUAAAUGGAAGCAUACAGACAGAUGUUAAGCUUUUGUCAUCGGCGUGGUACAAAGAAAAAAGUUCGAAGACUCCCGAGAGCAUUCGUUUAUCACAUUUUGCGAUGUAGCGGGGAAAGGGAAGGGAAGGGAGGGUGGGAGAGGAAGGGAAGGGAGGGUGGGAUGGGGGUAGGAGGGAAGGAGGAGGGGGCUCUGAAGGAGGUUAAUUACAUCAGAUUCGCUUAUUAAUUUCACGUUUCUUGUGAAGCUGUUGACUGUGGGAGCCUCGAUCCUCCCAAGAACGGCUCUUUAAUCGUAAAAGAAACUACUUACCCAAACCAUGCGGAGAUCAGGUGCGAUGAAGGAUUCACCCUGCUCGGACCACGAAGACGAACAUGUCAAGCGAACGGAACGUGGAGUGGAAAUAUAACGGAAUGUAAAGGUGAUUAACUUUACUUUGUUUGAGCAGAUAUUUACCCUUUUCUAUUAAAAGAAAAAUUAUCCAUUUCACUGAGAACGAAUUGACCCCUGAUCAUGACAAAUGCACCUACUCUUUAAAUCGUGCAAAAAUUUCAGGUACGGAAGUGUAGUAAUGAGGAAUCCAGAGUUCGUUAUUGACCCACCUGUGUUCUUGCCAAAUGUUUCGUUAUAUCGUCCAAUAAUUGAACGUAAACUGCUGGACAUUCAGUAAAGCUGGUAAAAGAGAAAAGCCUUAAGCAUCAAAAGAGGGCGAAUGGUGUUCCAGUAAACAUCAAUGAGGUGUAAAGACUUUCCUUUAAAAUUAAACUAAACUGUAAAAUAUGUCUUGUCCCGGAUUGAGCGCAAGUCCUGUCUUAAUGAGCUCGAGCGCUUUAUGUCUUAUUGGGUUUGUCUCGACAAUAUCAAGUUAUUUCAUAUUGCGGCGGGAGAUUUGAGUGAGUUCAACGAUUGUGUGUCCCAACAAACUUUUAUUAAUGAAGUUACUUUGCUAGUGCCUCUCACUAAAUGGCUGUCUGUCGUGAAGCCAAACUUCUCUGUGAUAAAUUCUUGAGGGUUGAUCAAUUAAAUUAAAUAGAGAAAUCUUUGAACUUUAACUUUCGAAUCUUUAGCGGUUGACUGUGGUGCUUUAUCCGUCCCUACGAAUGGUUCUUCCAUUGGCACCGAAACGACAUUUCCUAACAAGAUAAGAUUCCGUUGCGACACUGGAUUCGAUCUGGUUGGGUCCUAUGUAAGGAUGUGCAUGGCUGACAAGAGCUGGAGUGGCGUAAAGACAGUUUGUAAAGGUAAUCUCCCUCAACGAUAUUAAUGAAGAAAAAAAAAGCAAUUUAGUAGGCCCCUGAGGGCCUUUAAAAGGUCUUUUUAGAACACGAGUAUCAGAUCAAGCGAAUGGAAUCUCAGGCUUUUAAUCAUGAAGAACCAAGAGUUUAUUUACCAACACGGAGGGUGGGAUUCUGGGCCAGAUUGACCUAUUUUGUCCAUUUACCGCAGAAGGAAAGGUUGGCUCCUCCGCUGAAUCUCCUAUGUACUCAGUUUGUUUUAUCCAGGCAAUUAUGCCAAGGUGUAUUGGAGAACCCGUAGCGGCUUUUUUUCUAACUACCUAUUUUUGAUGAUGGAAACCCGAGUUCAGCGUGACAGUCAUUGGAUUAUCGUUACGUGUCUUUUAAAGCUAGAGCGCUGUGGGUUUGAAAUGUGAUCAUGUGUGUAAGCAAUUUAAUUAAAACAUCUCGACCAUUCUAUCAUGUAAAAACCCACUGAUAUGGGAACUUUCUAAGUUUCGAGUUUUUUGGGGUUUAUUUCACUGACUUACCAUGAAAUAUUUGUAAUUCCUUCUCAGUUGAUUUUAACGCAAUCUGUUGAAGCAGAGAACUAAAAAGAAUAUGAAAAUGUUAACCUCCAGUCCUUCUAACUCGGGGUUUUAACCCAGUUUCAAACUCGUCCAUUGACAAAUGAUGUAUCGUCUUUGUUCUUCGACCAACUUUAAUUGCUGUUUAUCAAUUGUACUUUCAUCCAAGCCGUGGACUGUGGGAAGCUUCCUCAUCCCACGAACGGCUCAGUGAUAGGGAAAGAGACAACCUUCCCAAACGAAGUGGAAAUCAGCUGUGACAAAGGUUUCAUUUUACGUGGAUCACACCGUAGGAAAUGUAAAGCGGACAGAAAUUGGAGCGGAGACACUACAGUCUGUGAAGGUGAUAAAAGCGAUGAGUAUAAUCAGUUUCUAUACUUUUGCAAACAGCUUUAAAUGACAAUUAAAUUUUGUUAUCUAUAAAAAAAUAUGUAAUUGUGAAAUUGUUGUCUUUUAUGCUAUUAUUUUUGUCCGUCCGUCCGUCAGAACUUCCCUUUGUUCGUCCGUCUGUCCGUCCGUCCGUCAGUCCGUCCGCUCGUCACUAUCUACGUUUCCAAACUUUCGUUGGGCUGUUAAAUUAUUUAUCCGUUUUUUCUCUUAUACGCACUCGGUUCAACGGUAUUUCUACUUUCUCUUUUGAAGUCACUGAUUGUUCCGCCUUUCGUUCUAAAUUUUCUGCAGCAUAUGAAUGCAUUUUGAAUGCGCACCGCAGCUAUUGCAUUUGCAGCAAGUAACGUUGUGUAACUUGUCUUAAACUUAAACUUAAACGAUUCAACCAUGUUUUAUUUAAAACUAACUAACUUAAUAAGAAUCAUUGCUCAUUCCUUGAAAACAAUAAAACGUAAAAAACAGCAUUAAAUGUUUCGCUUUAACGAGGCCAGUCCUGGUUGUAAAUUUCGCCAGCUGGACAGCUUUAUUUUGGAGGCCAAAGCUUUCAUCUGACGCUACUACAUUCGUGCAUUUACGACGUCAGUUAUUCGUUGUUAACUGGCACUGUCUUGGAGUGGAGUUCUUUUGCUUUUGAAGCUUGUUCUCUCAUUUUGAAGCCAUCAACUGCGGCAAGCCAACACUGCCAGACCAUGGGUCCGUCUCAGGAGUAUCUACUAGAUACCCUCACUCAAUAACGUUUACUUGCAUUAUCGGAUACGAAAUCUAUGGGUCUGUUGUGAGAAGAUGCCAAGCUAAUGGGACAUGGAGUGGAAAUAAAACUACCUGUAAACGUAAGAUACACUGUAUUUUUUUCGUUCCUCUUUUUCCAUAACUCGUUCCUCCAAGUGAAGCACAGCACAUGUAUAUUUGGUCAACCUUAUCGGACUUUUUUCUCCGCGUAAAAGGAUUUCCCUCAGUUAGGUCUUUUUUCUUAAUCUUUAUUUCAAGAAACCAGUUGGAUGUGUUGUACUUAGCUACAGUUUCCUAUUAGGUACAAAAAAAGGCAUGAAGACAUGAAACAAAUUAGCCAAUCUAUAAUGCAAAUACUAGAUAAGCCGAAUUUCAGUUCCGGGAAGCAUCUUUAAAGCGGCUAUUCUUGUCUUUAAUAAGAACUGGUAACAAAUUAUUUAAUGUCUCCGUGAAUCUAGUGUAUGUCUCAAAUCCAAAUCCAUUUUUUUCAACUGUCUUCUAGCGGUUGACUGUGGGCUCCUUCAGAGACCGAACAAUGGUACUAAGGUCGGCAAUAAAACAACUUUCUUAAAUGAAGUCAGUUUCUUUUGCAACAAGGGAUUUUAUAUGUUGGGAUCCUCAAAGAGAACUUGUCAGGCUGAUAAGCAAUGGAGUGGAGUCAAGACUUUCUGUAGAGGUAAGGCAAAAACAUGAUUCCUGAUUGCCUCAUUUCCUAUUCCAGAGUAUUGCGUUUCCAACAAACCAGUUAGAGGGCUUUUCGACUGAGUGUCUUAGAACCAAAAUGAAAACAAUUAUAACAGCCAAUCAUAGCAAGGGUAAAUAUCACCAGGAGCCAAUGAGACCUCGAAUUAAAAAAAAGGCAAGAAGCGCGGGAAAACGCGUGUGACAAAGUUGCGAUUGAUUUUAGCUUUGAAUGUGAUCGGUCGAGUUAGUGGCGCAAGUUUUCUAAACCAAUCACAUAAAGGAGUGAGGCAAAAUCAAAUCAAACCCGAACUACUUCCAACGCUCAAUUGAAAAUUGCGCCAUCAGAAAUAAGAGAAAUCGUGUACUCGCGAUUAUUUUGUGCGAAAGUUUUGAAGCUUCAAGUGUGCGACUUGAAAGCGGUAGCGCUUAGAAAUAAGACAUGGCAAAAAUCGCACUUUGUUAAAGAACUUAUGAACGUAUUUCCUGUGACAUGGCUCAACAACAAAGAAAUAAAUAGUGUUGAAACUAGAGUCCGGGAUUGCCGUGUGAAUGAUGAAAUAAUCUCGCAUUCUUCAAGACCUAUCGCGUGACUCAACGCGACACAAACACGCGACGCUUUUAGCGGUAACUUUGCCUGCAAUGCACCCAACCAGCGAUAUUCCCCAAUAACAAGCCUGACUGUUGGAAACCUGUCAACCAAAGCAGUGGCUUGAGAUACCUUUUUUCAACAGAAAUAACAAGAAAUGAGUUAUUUUGUCGGGAUAAAGAAGGGGUGAAGUUUUCUCUUCUCCAUCGGCGAUUUUACAGACAUCUGGUCGGGGCAUCCGGGCUCAUGUUCAUUCUGUAUAAAGUUUGAACAUUGAAAGAUGUUAGCGAAGUUGGCACAACGGAAUAAAAUCAAGCAAAUUGAACGUAGGCGUUAAUAUGGACACGAGGUAGGCACCUUAAAGCAAUUAGGAGAAGCUUUGAGACAUCAAGGACUAUUCGUUCGUUGGACACUAUGUCGGUAAAUCGUCUGCUCAACCACCAAAUAAUUACGCAACAUCGAUACUUAUUUGGAGGUCGGCAAGUACCGGGUGUGGUACUUCUUUUGCGCUUUCCUUUGCUGAUUUUCUUUAAGCUGUAAAAUAUUGUAAGAGGUGUCUUCUCCUUGUUUUGGCCAACUGUAUCAACUACUGUAAGAUAUGUUACCCUUUGAAAGUCCUCAGAUUUUCUCUCCACUGUUAAAAUCUAUCAAGUGAAGUUAUUGAUCAGGGACAAGUAGCCAGAAAUUUAUGUAGCUGCUAUUUCCUUGACUUCAUUUCGCGUGAAUUUUAAAUGUGCAAACACGUGAAUUUAUCUGCCAAGUAUGACCAAUUUGGAUAUGGCUCAAAUAGCUAAAUCAUGCUUUGUUAGUAGCAUAUGUAUGUGGGCAGCAUAAUUACACUUUUCCUUAGACAUCCACUGACAGGCAUGAAACCAGAUUACCAUUGCUGGUGUGUUACCAAGGUGUUAAAUAUACAUUCUCUAUUUUCUUGCAGCGGUUGACUGUGGUUCCUUAAUUGUUCCAAAAAAUGGCAGCAAGCUUGGACAGGAAACAACAUAUCCUAAUUUUAUCAAAUUUAGCUGUGAUGAAGGGUUCAUCUUGUUGGGAUCGACAGUAAGGACCUGUUUGGCAAAUGGCUCUUGGAGUGGUAUGCAAACACUUUGCCAAGGUAACAGAAAGUUUUGCGGUAUACAUUUUGCUAUGUGUAAGACUAAGGUCAUUAAUGGCAACUUGAGAAGGUCAUGGGUCCUAUACAGUCUACUACUGAAGUCAAGUAAAUUUCUCCUGAUUAUUUACCCACAAAGCUUGUUUGAACUCUCCUAUCAGUUUCUAGGUCCAUUUUUCAUGUUUCUUAUUCUUUUUCCCCCAAAAUGAAGACAAAAUGUCAAAUGAUUCUCAUAGAUGUCUAUCUAGAACCCAAAUUCUUUCUUCUUCAUUAUUUUCUCUCUAAGUUGACAAUUAGCUAUCAUUGCUCAGUAAUCAGAUCUUGUUAAAGGGACAGUCUCUUUGGUGUGGGUGUAAUGCAGGUUGAGUUUUGAUUACUGUUAUAGCUUUUCUACCAUAUUGAGAGCAAUUGUAUCUUAUAUAAUUUGAAUUUAUUUUUGUAUAGCUAAAGACUGUGGGCCCAUUCAAACACCAAGGAAUGGAACUAAACAUGGAAGUCAGACCACUUAUCUGAACAAAAUUUUGUUCACUUGCGACAAUGGGUUUAAUUUGAUUGGCUCAAAUGAGAGACAGUGUACAUCAGAUGGAGUUUGGAGUGGUGCUGAAACUUUGUGUGAAGGUGAGAUGAUACUGGAGGUUUGACAUUUGUUAUACCAAGGAUUGUUGAAUUUCAUCUUGACCUUUUCUAUAUUCCACUGAAUUAGGAUCUAUUUUGGAGUCAAAAUUUGGUAACUGAACUGCAUGCAUCCUUUCCUUCUUAGCCAAAGACUGUGGACCAAUACGCACACCCAUAAAUGGCACCAAACAUGGUACAAAAACCACUUACCCAAGCAGGGUCACAGUUACCUGUAACAGUGGCUUUCAUUUAAGAGGUUCAUCUGAACAGGAAUGCAUGUCAGAUGGUGUGUGGAGUGGAGUUGAAGCAUAUUGUGAAGGUAAGGAAAUGAAAUUUGCAAAGAAAGUGGUUGUUUUCUAUUCGUGGGAAUUUCAUCAUCAUUUGACCUAAAAAUGGUAUCUUGAAUCUUGCUUGUACAUCAUUUUUUGUGCAGCUAAAGACUGUGGCUCGCUUGAGAUUCCCACAAAUGGAUCCUUAGUUGGACUGACCCUGACAACUUUUCCAAACUCCUUGACCUUUGCUUGUGAUGAUGGGUUUGAACUGAAAGGAUCUGUAGUAAGAUAUUGUCAAGCAAAUGCAUUGUGGAGUGGUAAUAAAACCUUUUGUCAAGGUGAGAAAGUUCAUUCAUUAAGCUAACUGCAUGGACAUUUUACAUAUAACUUUACUCUAACCAUUUGUUAUUGACAUACCAUAAAUUGCAUUUGUUGUACAAAACUGUGUGUGCCUACACCCAUGCCCAACAUGCCUUUUUUUUAUUUUAAUUAAAUAUCAUGUUUCUUUUAUUGUUGGGUUAGCUAAAGAUUGUGGACCAAUUGAAUCACCAACCAAUGGAUCCCUUUUUUUUGGAGAGAGAACAACUUAUCCUCACAUAGUGCUGUUCAGUUGUGACAAGGGGUUUCUGCUGAAAGGAUCAAACCUCAGACGUUGCACCUCAGAAGGUGUUUGGAGUGGAAUGCCAGCCUCGUGUGAAGGUACAUUUACUGUGAUAGUUAACAUGUAAUAUGUGAGGUAACACAAUUGGCAGCAAUAUGAAUACAGGGGACAUUUUUUUUGUCAACAGGAGAUGAGCAAUGAGAUCUAAUUUGACAAGCAGGGGCCUCACAUGUAUUAUUUUUACAAUCUGCACCAAGAGAAACCUUAUUCUAGGCACAUAUUUCUUAGCUUUACAAUUGCUUCUCUUGGUGAAGGUUUUCUCUGAUCUAUUACCUUGUAGUUUUUUUUUUUUUAGUAUGACCUGGCUGACAUAACAUCUGAAACACAUCUAAAGAAUUUUAGAUGGCUCAUUAAACCUUAACAAUUAUUAAAUGGAUAUCCAAACUUUCUAACGACUUGCUUUUUUUAGUCAAAUCAUAUUUGGUUAUGGCCACAUUUAUACAAAAUUCAAUAAAAGAUAUCAUAUUUGCCUUUUUUUCCUCAUUUGUUGCAAACAUCAAAGCCAGGGACUGUGGUCCACUUCCUUUCCUAUUGAAUGGAACUGCCAUUGGGCAAAGGACGGUUUAUCCUAAUGAAAUAAUAUUUAACUGUGAUGCUGGAUUCAACUUGGUUGGCUCAAGGAUAAGGAGAUGUCAGUCCACUGGAAUUUGGAGUGGAAAGCAAACUUCCUGCCAAGGUAGUAAUUUUUCCAUGAUACACUCUAAUAUAAAUUAUUACAUCUUUAACUUAAGUUCACCACAGAGAACCCCAUUUUCUACAAUUCACACCAGCCAAUGCUAUUCCAUCCAACUUGAAUCAAAUUCAUCCAAUCUAGUCCAGAACAUCCCAGUUCUCCCAAACUGAUCCAAACCCCACCCCUGUCUCCCUGAGCCAUUCCAAUUCAACCCAAAUCAUCCCAAUCCACCUUAAUCCUUACAAAUCCAUGUAAAAUCUGCCCUGGCCUACCCAUCCCAUUUCACCUCAGUCCACGCCAAUCUAGCUUAAUCUGCUCAAUUUUUUGUUAAAUCCUUUUCUAGUAUUUACUAUCCACUCCAUUCCCCUCUUAUUUAUUCUAGUCUUAGCUAAUCAAACCCAAUCUGCCCAAUUAGGGACCAAUCCACUCCAAGUCCUUUUAUCCUCUUCAGUCCUCUAAAAUUUACCUUUUAUAGGCCAGUGUACUUCAAUCCCCUUUCACUGCACUCAAAUACACUCCAGUCUUCUUCAGUCCAGUCCAUUAUGCUCCAAUCCACCCUUCUCUAUACCCAUUAAACUAAAUCUGACUAAAUAUUAUUCAAUGUGCCCCAAUCCAAUCCAACCCAUUCCCGUCUAGUGCAAUCCCAUCCAAUCCAUUUGAAUCCUUUCCACUCAUAUCAGUCUCAAACCGUCUUGCUUCACUUUAUUGGUCAUGAAACCCCAAGAAAAGUAUUGAAAUUCGCCUUAAGAGAGUAAACCCAUGAUCACCUCACAUUGUAUUGCCAGGUUGUGACAUCUCAUAGUAUAUCAAAUGAAUACUUAUCAACAAAUUUAUAGUUGAGGAGGAGAUUUUGGAAAAGGCCUAAAAAGGCACUACGUAGCACCUCAACUACACAAAAGAUUCAACUUAAGAUUAUGAUUGGUUGAUACCCAUAGAUCAUUGAUAUGUCAGUCAUAGUCACAAAUGUGGGUCAGUGACUUGCUACACAUUGAUAUUUAAGUGGAGUGGUUUUGGAAUUACCGAUAUGUAUAGGUUCAGGAGCGCUUUUUUACUAAUAUAUCCAGAAAUACUCAAGCAAAUAUUAUAAUCUUUUGAUAGGGAGGGGAGUAACUUUUGAAGUUACUUAAUGUGGAAUAAUUGCAAUUGGUUAAACGGUUACCACAGCAAUGGUUGUUAAGGAAACCAAGAUAAAAAUUUUUUGUGAAAUAUAGUUAAAACGACAUUUAAAUUAUCAUUUCUUAUCGUUCUGUGAUAAAAAAGAACGAUCAUAAUCGUUUUGGGUCAGUUUUUGAUGUUUUGUUGCUAAUUAUAUUUAUUUAUACUGACGAGAAUGAACGGCAGCUGUUGUUGGCUUGAAAAAUACAGUCCGUGUGAGAAAUAUGUCAAAUAAAGACAAUUGAGAAUGAGUUGAGGUUGGUUAUGAUGUAGAAGUUGCAUUAGCCAACCAGUAUCCAAUCUCCUACAUUUACGUAACCUGCAAAGGUAGUCAAGAGCUCAUUGACCCCCAUAUCGAUAACAAAUGUCUAGCAAUCGGUAGGUCUUAUCAGAGCUCACUGACUCCCCGAUCGACCAACAAAAGUCUUGCGAUCGAUAGCUCUUAUUAGAGCUCUUUGACUCCCCGAUCGUCCAACAAAUCUCUUGCGAUCGGAAGCUCUUAUCAGAGCUCAUUGACUCCCCGAUCGACAACAAAUGUGUUUUGGUCGGUAGCUCUUAUCAGAGCCAUUAAAUCCCCGAUCAACCAACAAAUGUCUUACAAUCGGGAUUUCUUAUCAGAGCUCAUUGACUCCCCGAUCGAUAACAAAUGUCUUUUGAUCGGUAGCUCUUAUUAGAGCUCAUUGAUUCCCCAAUCGACCGACAAAUCUCUUGCGAUCAGUAGCUCUUAUCUGAGCUCAUUGACUUCCCGAUCAACCAACAAAUGUCUUUUGAUCGGUAGGUCUUAUUAGAGCUCAUUGGCUCCUUCAUCGACCAACAAAUGUCAUGCGAUCGGGAGCUCUUAUUAGAGCUCAUUGACUCCCCCAUCGACCACCAAAUGCCUUGUGAUCAGUAGCUCUUAUCAGAGCCCAUUUACUCCCCGAUCGACCAACAAAUGUCUUGCGAUCGGUAGCUCUUAUCAGAGCUCAUUGACUCCCCAAUCGACCAACAAAUCUCUCCCGAUCGGUAGCUCUUAUCAGAGCUCAUUGACUCCCCGAUCGACCAACAAAUGUCUUGUGAUCGGUAGCUCUUAUUAAAGCUCAUUGAUUCCCCGAUCGACCGACAAAUCUCUUGCGAUCAGUAGCUCUUAUCUGAGCUCAUUGACUUCCCGAUCAACCAACAAAUGUCUUUUGAUCGGUAGCUCAUAUCAGAGCUCAUUGACUCCCCGAUCGACCAACAAAUCUCUUGCGAUCGGAAGUUAUUAUUAAAGCUCACUGACUCUCCGAUCGACCAACAAAUGUCUUGCGAUCGGUAGCUCUUAUAAGAGCUCAUUGACUACCCGAUCGACCAACUAAUGUCUUGCGAUCGGUAGCUCUUAUCAGAGCUCAUUGACUCCCCAAUCGACCAACAAAUCUCUCCCGAUCGGUAGCUCUUAUCAGAGCUCAUUGACUCCCCGAUCGACCAACAAAUGUCUUGUGAUCGCUAGCUCUUAUUAGAGCUCAUUGAUUCCCCGAUCGACCGACAAAUCUCUUGCGAUCAGUAGCUCUUAUCUGAGCUCAUUGACUUCCCGAUCAACCAACAAAUGUCUUUUGAUCGGUAGCUCUUAUCAGAGCUCAUUGACUCCCCGAUCGACCAACAAAUCUCUUGCGAUCGGAAGUUAUUAUUAAAGCUCACUGACUCUCCGAUCGACCAACAAAUGUCUUGCGAUCGGUAGCUCUUAUAAGAGCUCAUUGACUCCCCGAUCGACCAACUAAUGUCUUGCGAUCGGUAGCUCUUAGCAGAGCUCAUUGACUUCCCGAUCGCCCACAAAUGUCUUGUGAUCGGUAACUUUUAUCAGAGCUCAUUGACUCCUUGAUCGACCGACAAAUGUCUUGUGAUCGGGAACUCUUAUCAGAGCUCAUGGCUCCCCGAUUGACCAAUAAAUGGCUUGCUAUCGGGAGCUCUUAUUAGAGCUCAUUUACUCCCCGAUCGACCAACAAAUGUCAUGUGAUCGGGAGCUCUUAUCAGAGCUCAUUGACUCCUUGAUCGACCAACAAAUGUCUUGUUAUCGGUAGCUCUUAUCAGAGCUCACUGACUCCCCGAUCGACCAACAAAAGCCUUGCGAUCGGUAGCUCUUAUUAGAGCUCUUUGACUCCCCGAUCGACCAACAAAUCUGUUGCAAUCGGGAGCUCUUAUCAGAGCUCAUUGACUCCCCGAUCGACAACAAAUGUCUUGUGAUCGGUAGCUCUUAUCAGAGAUUAUAGACUCCCCGAUUGAGAACAAAUGUCUUGUGAUCAGUAGCUCUUAUUAGAGCUCAUUGACUCACCGAUCAACCAAGAAAUAUCUUGCGAUCGGUAGCUCUUAUCAGAGCUCAUUGACUCCCGAUCGACCCACAAAUGUCUUGCGAUCGGUAGCUCUUAUCGGCGCUCAUUGACUCCCCAAUGGACCAACAAAUCUCUCGCGAUCGGUAGCUCUUAUUAGAGUUUAUUGACUCCCCGAUCGACCAACAAAUGUCUUGUGAUCGGUAGGUCUUAUCAGAGCUCAUUGACUCCCCGAUCGACCUGCAAAUGUCUUGCGAUCGGUAGCCCUUAUCAGAGCGCAUUGACUCCCUGAUCUACCAACAAAUGUCUUGCGAUCUGUAGCCCUUAUCAGAGCGCAUUGAUUCCCUGAUAAACCAACAAAUGUCUUGUGAUCGGUAGGUCUUAUCAGAGCUCAUGGACUCCUCUAUCGACCAGCAAAUGUCUUGCGAUCGGUAGCUCAUAUCAGAGCGCAUUGACUCCCUGGUCGACCAACAAAUGUCAUGUGAUCGUGAGCUCUUAUUAGAGCUCACUGACUCCCCGAUCGACCGACAAAUGUCUAGUGAUCAGUAGCUCUUAUCAGAGCCCAUUUACUACCCGAUCGACCCACAAAUGUCUUGUGAUCAGUAGCCCUUAUCAGAACCCAUUGACUUCCCGAUCGACCAAUAAAUGCCUUGCGAUCGGUAACUCCUAUCAGCGCCCAUUGAUUCUACAAUGGACAAACAAAUUUCAUGUGUUUGGUAGCACCUAUCAAAGCUUAUCAGAGCUCAUUGACUACCCGUUCGACCAACAAAUGUCUUGCGACCAAUAGCUCUUAUUAGAGCUCUUAGACACCCCGAUCGAUUAACAAACGUCUUGCGAUCGGUAGCUCUUAUCAGAGCGCAUUCAACCUAUGAUCGACAGACCUUUUUUUCGAUCUGAGGCUCUUAUAAGAGCUCAUUGAUUCCUCAAUCUAAUCAUUGACUCCCCAAUCAAUCGAAGCUGUCGCCUUCGAGAUGAAUCUCCUGGAGCCUUGCACGCUCUGGUCUGAAUAACUUUAGAAGAAGCAACACCGUGUUUAUGUGGCUGGCCCCCAACAAACUUGAAUUGAUGUGAUGACAUUUGUUUCUUGUAAGUGCGGAUGUUUUUGUUGAAUACAUCAAAGCUUGUUUCUCCUUCAUGAGGUCUGAGCACAGAAUGCUUUCCGCUGCAACCUCAGCAAAACUUCUAUCUUUGAACCUUCUUCUCUACCAAUCUCUUGAAAUUUCUUAGCUAUUGCAGCUUGGAAGUUUAACGCACAAACAAAUAAUAACUGAAUUUCUUUUGCCUUUGUAUAUAAGGCAAGGUCAGUGUUACUGUAUUCUCCGAGUGAACAGCAUCUGUCAUUUAUUUUUUCCGGAAUAUUCUAAUAUAUUUCUCAAACUCUCCUUUUUUUGGUUUCCUUAGCAACCAUUGCCAUGGUAAACAACCGAAAUAAUCCAUGAAGUAUUUUUGAUCGCGCUCGAUUUGGUGGAAAUGCAUUAUGUGAUCGUAAUAUUCCCGCGCGUUGUAAAAUAUUGGAAGGAUAACAAACAGAAUAGCCUCCAUUUGGCGCGAAAACACACUCAAAUAUUUGCCUUAGAUAUUUUCUGUUCCUCAAAGGUCACAUAAUUUAUUGAGUAGUUCCGUAUAUAUUGCUGAAAAGUUCCUGAACACACAAAUUUUGGUACUUCCAAAAGCGCUUCACCGUCCCUGAUCUAAGUCACAAACUAACCCCGCAACACUUGUGACUACGACUAACAUGGCGAUGAUCUCUGGGUAUCAGGCCAUUAUGAUCUAAUGUCAUUAUAAUCUGAAGAGGAGGUGCUACGAGGUCGACUUUUUCUGGCGUCUUCCUCCGCCAUCAAUUGCCUUACCUUUAAGCGCUGGACUGUGGUCACAUCAAAACGCUACAGAAUGGAAGUAAAUUCGGAGAGGAAACAACGUAUCCUCAUUUCACAAGAUUUUCUUGUGACGAAGGCUUCAUACUUUUGGGAUCUUCUGUAAGAUACUGUCUUUCCACUGGAAUAUGGAGUGGUCAGCAGGCUUUGUGUCAAGGUAAAAAUGGCUUGUCCUGAUCGUGGAGAUUGGGAGUUGAUAAGAAUUUGAACCUUGCAUUGACUGUUAUUGAACUUAAAAAAAUUGCAUGAUAUUGAUGAAAUCUGGAGAAUUUUUUUGCUUAGCAGGAUGUCAGAUUUACUUUGUUGAAUCCGGCCAAAAACCUAAGGUAUCCAAAUUUGACCAAAAGAAUGCAAACUGUUAAGAAUACCUCACAGGUCUAUCUUCCAGAUUAGCGGGACAGAAUGUAACAGUUAUCAUUCUUGUCUUUUCGUUAGCAGAUAUCUUAUUCAAUAGUUUUGUCAAAGAGACUAAGAAGAUAUACCUCAAGCAAAAGCCAUUUUGCUUAAAAUGUUCGAGUUCGUGAUUGGAACCAAAGACAGUGACCCACGAAGCGAUCAGGCACCCUCUUGUAAAAUUAGCAGAACAGAUGAUGAUUUAAAAUUCAAGUCCUUUUUCUCCAAUAUCAGUGUGUUCUAAAAGUGUUACUGAAUAUUGGGCCCAAAGUUAUGCCUAUGUUUCAAAUUGGGUUAUUACCGUCUAAUUUUAGCCAAAGACUGCGGUCCACUUGCAUUGCCGUUAAAUGGAUCUUCCUUUGGACGCGACACUACCUUCCCAAAUGUCAUAUCAUUCUACUGCGAUGUCGGCUUCAUAAUGAUUGGGACACAAACAAGAAAAUGUCAGGCAAACGGCAAAUGGAGUGGCAACGAAACAACUUGUAGAGGUAAAUAAAAGGAAUAAAACGUGUCUCGCAGAAUUUUCGGUAAGAACAGAAACCUUGUUAGUAUCUGUCGAAAGGUAACUAAGGAAUACGGGAUUAAAAGUAAAACCGACUUUGCACUCACAUAGGUUAGUUCGUUUUCAGCCUCCAAUAGAUUCACUUAACUUUGGACUUUUGACGCAGUGUCACGCUUUGUUCGCUCAUUCAGUUGCUAAUUUUGUAUGAAAGAUAUUUAGAGACUUUUUCGAAUUUCAAACAGCUUCUCGAGAGGGAUUGUCGUAAGAAAGGUAUUGAAAUGCAACUAAACCACAAACAUGAGUUGUCCUUCUUUUUCAGAAAUCUCUCUCUUAACUAGAAAGCAAUUUUUUGUUACCAAAUGUUUCUUCUUUUAAAGGUAACAGUACACAGUUCACAAUUUUUCAUUUUAAUUUUUCCAGCUGUUGAAUGCGGUUCCCUAGCGAUGCCAACGAAUGGUUCUACGUAUGGCGAACUUACUACUUAUCCCAAUAAGGUGUACUUCAAUUGCGAUGAAGGAUUUGUCCUCCAAGGAUCUUCUGUAAGAGUUUGCAUGGCAAAUGGAUCUUGGAGUGGAACUGAGACUCUCUGUGAAGGUGAGUUGGAUAGUUAAAGAACGUCUUCACCAAUUCUUGUCAAGUCUGUCGUUCUAAGUUCGGAUCAGUCGUCUCUAAUAACAACCAUUAUUAUAUCGCUGGCAGUGCCCGUGGGUAAUAUGAAGCAAAUCCUGUGUUCUGAUCGAGGUUGCCUACCCUGAUCCCACGCAAGAAAAAGGAAAUUAGUUGGAACGGACAAACAAAGUUCGUAAUUUUUGGACAACUUCUGCCUUAGAUUCACAAAACGCGGCAACCGUGAUUGUUUCAUUUCACUGUGGUACUUGUAACGCAAAAUUGUAAAACAAUAGAGGUACUUUAAGUGUAAUAAAUUUUCAAAUAUUCUGCGGUAAAAAUUGCUUUGAUAGUGGUCAACUUUUAUCCCAAAGAUCUGCACCUUUUUUUAAUGUUUUUUACUGGAAUUGUCUUGUGGUAAUGGCGACACUAAAUACUCAGGGAUGCGUUUUAUGGAAGUGGAAAAUACUAGAGGAAAAUCUUGCUAAUGAAACAUGUGGAGCUAGUUGGUAAGGUGUAGGAUAACUGUUAACUUUCUUGUCCUUAGCUAUUAACUGCGGUGAAUUAGCUGUUCCGCAAAAUGGAACGUUGCAGGGAUCUGCCACUACCUUCCCGAAUAGAGUUGAUUUUUCUUGCGACGAGGGCUUUGUGCUCGAAGGAUCUGAUUUCAGAAGGUGCCAAGCCAAUGGAACAUGGAGUGGAGGGAACACGUAUUGCAGAGGUAAAGAAAACACACACAAGGGCACUGAGCUGUAAGAAAACAUUCCGCGAAAUUCAUUUAAGUUAUCCUUACUCGCCUCGCCUUGCCUCCCCUCCCCUCCCUUCCGUCGUAGGCUUCGGCAUCAUUUCUCCGACCUUAAUUCGUUACAUAUUUCUCGCGUACAUAAGUAUUAUUUCAUUUUGUCAAAAAGGUGAAGAUCCAUCACUAAUUAAUUCCCCACUUGUAGCUAAAGAUUGUGGAAAAUUACCUUUUCCAAUGAAUGGUUCAGUUUUUGGAAGUCAAACUACUUUUCCAAACAAGCUACAAUUCUCAUGUGACAACGGCUUUGACCUGAUUGGGUCCACUGUCAGGAGGUGUGAGGCAGACGGGAUGUGGAGUGGACAACAAACAGCUUGUCAAGGUAAAAGAAACGAUAAUAUUUUAUCAUCAUUUGGCUGAAAUGAGUGCUUUAAAAGACUACAUUUCUUAAUGCAGUUAUUCAUUAAUUAACUGAUAUUAGUUGAAUUUUACCCAUCGUAUCAACACAAAUAUUGUCGGGGAGACCAACAGUGUUGAAGGCAAACAGUGAAUGACACAAUAACACCACUCCGUUUGCGCACGGUAAUUGUAUUUUGUUAUUAUCAUUAUUUUUUAAAAUUUGCUACUGUUUUCUUUUCUUAUAUCUCACAGCUGUUGAUUGUGGACCAUUGCCUUUACUUCUAAAUGGCACCUAUCUAGGAAAUUUGACUACGUAUCCAAAUGAGGUGUUAUCAUUCUGCGAUGAGGGGUUUUUGUUAAGAGGUUCAGCACGAAGAUUCUGCCAGGCGAACAGAACUUGGAGCGGCAUCCAAACAACAUGUGCAGGUAAAGAGAUCUGAGGCGUGUUCGACUAAGAAGCAGAAGCCAAAAAAAAAUUCUGUUAGGAUUUGGACAACAGACCCUCUGAUUUCGCGAUCUUACGAUCUGCUCAUUGAGCUUCAGGGAACUCGUUGAUGAGGCCACAUCGUAGGUCCAUGACGUUCGUGACAAUUUCUUAAGGACUUUUGAAAUAAUUUUUUGUUUUACAUUCAGCGAUCAUCUUUUAUACUACACGGGACCUUCUUAGAUGCUAUCAGUAUGCAAGGGGCUUGUUCUUAAUAUGACUGGUUCACCACAGAGUUUUCACAAAUCCUCUGCAGAAAUGGUUUUCUUUUUUCUCUCAUUAGCGACAAAUGCCUUACGUAUUUCGUUAUUCGACAACUGAGCUGAAGAAUUAAUUUUGUACGAAUUGUAUUCUUUUUUUUAGCCCAUUACGGAAUUUAUUUUAAAACCAAACAGCUUUUCAAGACUGUUCAUUAUCGUACCAAUUGCAUUGAAAGAGUAAAGGUAGUGCAUAUGUAGAUUCCAUUGGCCGUGGGUCUUAGCUAUGCUUGUUUUUAUUCCUUCUCUGUGGGAUUAUCUGUGGGUCCUCCAGUUUUUUUCCUUACAAAAUCUUGCGCUCUAAACUCCCAGUUGAUGAUUUGAAUGACUGUAAACUUACAGCUUAUUGAAAUAGGAACACUUUUAACGAAAGGGCUGUAAUAUAUUUAUUGGUUGGUGGAAUUGCUCUUUUGGCCUGACUGUUUAAAUGCAAAUCUUGACAUAUCAUAUUUUUGCCUUCAAUCAAAUUUCCGUAUUUAUGCAUAUUCACUAUAUACACAUGUUUUUAAUCUAUCAGCGGUUGAUUGUGGACCUCUACCUGUUCUUAUCAAUGGUUCUUCUUACGGAUCGCUGACCUAUUUUCCGAAUUCGAUACAAUUUUCUUGUGAUUCUGGAUUUCUUUUGAGAGGCUCAUCAGGGAGAAGUUGUUUACCUACUGGUUUGUGGAGCGGAAGCAAUACCACCUGUGAAGGUCAGCUAUUAGUAAAGUGGAGAUUGUUUUUACAUUUUCUACAAUUCCUUUCCAGUUGAUCGAACCAUUGAAUAGCAUUGAGUACUCUGCAAGACGCAGACGUACAAGAUGUAUCAAGAACGUACUACCAGAAGAUGGAACUUAUGAAAAAGUGACAUCAAUCUCGCCUAAAACGCACCAAGCGAACUCAGCGGAACUCCCGCUGGAGCUGCUGCAUUUGUUGGCUAUUGCUAAGAAAAUGGCGUUCUGUCAUGACAUCACUGCUUACGCGUAGUUUCCCAGUUUUGUACUCAAGUGUUGAUUAUAUUUUAUCUCGACUUAUCUGUUUUCUAGCAAUUGAUUGCGGAACACUUGCUGUGCCUAUGAAUGGGAGUUUUAAGGGAACCAGGACUUAUUUUCCGAACGUAUUACAGUUUUCUUGCGAUGAAGGCUUUAUCCUGGGCGGGGCUACAGAAAGGCAAUGUUUAGCCGACGGUUCGUGGAGCGGAAAUGACACAUCAUGCAAAGGUUUGAUUGUACAAAAAAAAAGAAAAAAAGAAUUAACGAAACUAAAUGCUUAUAGUUGUUGGUCGUAGCUGGGAGAACACCUUUUUCGCGUCAAUUUUGCCACAUUUGCGUAGUGAUUAUCUUUUUUCAUCGUUAUUCUAUGGAUGUCCUAUCUAGGAAAGUUAUUAGAAAAUAUGUAGAAUUAUAAAACUAAUACCACAUCCGUAAAGGUUAAUAAUUUGCUCUGAAACAGACAAACAAGGAUAACAACAACAGUUUUUAAUUUAGGUAUGUGGUAUUCAUUAGAGUCAUUCUGCUCCUUUCAGCGGUUGACUGUGGCCCUUUGCCUGUUCCAAGAAAUGGAUCCUCUCAUGGUGACAUGACUGUUUACCCCAAUAGUGUCUGGUUUUCCUGUGACGCUGGAUUCUUUCUGAAGGGAUCGUCGAGAAGAAUAUGCCAGGCAAAUGGAACUUGGAGUGGCUCUUUGGCAAACUGCAAUCGUUAGUAGAGACCAAAGAAAGAAAAAAAAAAGAAACCUUGAGGUUUCAUUUCCAAAAAAAAGUUAUAACUUUCACUUAGAAUUUCAAUCUUCGUCUCUAUACAAGCAUCCUGUAAUCUGUUACUAAGUUUAGACUUAGGUAAUGGUGUAGGUAUUCUUGUAAUGUUGACUCUUAUGGGAGAAGCCAGUCUUCCCACUGAACGGUCCGACGGACGGACGGAUACAGACCCUUACAUUUUAAAUGAAAGAUUCAGUAGAAAGAUACCAUAAACUAAGGUAUGUUCGUGUCUUUGGGUAAAAAUACUCAAUUGUGAAAAUGUCAAUAUUAUAAAAAAAUUCUCUCAUAGAGAACGACUGCUUACAUCCUGUACCUUUACUUGUCUUGAAGCUUUGUGCGACCAUUGUAAAUGUUUGUUGAAAAUAACAUGUCUUUCUAUUUUAAGCUGUUGAAUGCGGACAAGUCGCAGCCCCUGCAAAUGGCUCUGUACGUGGAAAUUACACAACAUUCCCAAACAAACUGCAUUUUUACUGCGACGAUGGAUUUAUACUGAGCGGAUCGUUUAUGAGACGUUGUACUGAAACUGGGACAUGGAGUGGUGAACAAACAGUGUGCAUUGGUAAGAAGUAAUAGCAGAACUUAUUACGAGUUGUAGGUUCUUGCUGGUGUAUUUCGUGAUGCUAACAAUGUUGUCUUUCAUCUCCUAUAGCGAGGGACUGUGGCCUCCUUAGAACUCUUCAGAAUGGUUCUAUGUUGGGAACUGAGACCACCUUUCCCAAUGUGGUAACAUUUACUUGUGAUGAAGGGUUUUUGAUGGAUGGUCCGAACAGAAGGAGAUGCCAAAACGAUGGAACUUGGAGUGGAAACGAAACAAUAUGCGCAGGUUUGAGAUUAAAGACUUGGAUUUGAGGUUCUUCUGCACAUGUGUUAGUUUAAUUUUAGUGUACAAUUCCUUUUUGCAGCCAUCGAUUGUGGGCAGUUAAAGAGUCCUACAAAUGGAUCAUUGCAUGGUGAACGUACAGUGUUUCCUGAAAGCUUACGAUUUAGUUGUGAUAUUGGUUUCGUAAUGGGCGGAUCACCUGUUCGACAAUGCCAACCAAACGGAACAUGGAGUGGGACUGAAACCACUUGCAGUGGUAAGAAUUACUUUUCAACAAGUUGAAACGAAUUUAUAGAUAUACAAUGUCAUUUAACAAGGCUCCAAGCUCAUCUCUUCAAAAAAACGUCUGAUGUAAAGUCUGAUAUCAGAAAUUAUUUGCAACAAAGUGAUUGCGAAUGAAUUCAUACUAUUUUGGUCGAUUUCCCAACAGAGAAACAUCUCAUUUUAAGUGAGUUAAACUAUUGGUAUUAAAACCUUCCAUACUGUCAACAACAUGUUAAAUCAGUUGAUAGUUAAACGCCAUGUUUCGUACUGCAAAGUUACCAGUUAGAGCUAAAUGCUGAAAAUAAUACCUCGACAAAAUCAGUUUGACUUGGUCACCGCUCACUUUAGGUUAAUGCGCAUGUGAGAAUUAAGGAACGGCGAGAGAGAAAAGAAGAUAGACAGGAGAUAAUUGCGUAUGUUUGCUUCGUAAGUCGACCCCCCUUCUUUUUCAAUCUGUUUGUCGCAAAUUUAGGCCGCAAAAUUUAUUUUUCACUCGCCAUGGCGACAAAAAAUUGCCGCAGCUCAGAGCGUUGUAAUUUAGAUGGAUUAAGUUUAUCUUUGUGUUUCUUUAAUGCGUUUUCUGGUUGUUUUAUCGUUCAGCGAUUGAUUGCGGUAGACUUCCAACUCCACUAAAUGGCUCAGUGUACGGAGAUAAAACCACGUAUCCUAACAUUUGGUACUUUUCAUGUGACGAGGGGUUCACUCAGCAUGGUUCUACAGAAAGGAGGUGUCAGCCAAAUGGAACUUGGAGUGGGAAGAGUACUUUUUGCCAAGGUAGCUUGCAUUUAUGUGUUAAGCUGAAUUAUGCUUUUUUUCUUUCACUUCUGAUCGAUUAG
Pocillopora meandrina is the source of this 26609-nucleotide messenger RNA. The record is from the annotation of a GenBank genome assembly. NCBI's taxonomy places the organism in Eukaryota, Metazoa, Cnidaria, Anthozoa, Scleractinia, Pocilloporidae.